Molecule: messenger RNA, 6548 nt
Organism: Bombyx mori (domestic silkworm)
Lineage: Eukaryota; Metazoa; Arthropoda; Insecta; Lepidoptera; Bombycidae
Gene: GABA-B-R3
Product: gamma-aminobutyric acid type B receptor subunit 2
Exons: 17
Coding region: 271-4161 (1296 amino acids)
Biological process (GO): gamma-aminobutyric acid signaling pathway; G protein-coupled receptor signaling pathway
Cellular component (GO): G protein-coupled receptor heterodimeric complex; membrane
Molecular function (GO): G protein-coupled GABA receptor activity
Source: RefSeq, a predicted model, not a curated record
AGUCACUUCGUAGCGCUCGUAGCGGUUGUACGGUGCGCUUCUACGCGUAGCGCUACGAGAAUUCUACUAGACGCGAUGUUGAUUAGAAUCCUAAUACAAAUUUAAUUGGUAACCAAAACUUGAUGAAAGAAAAUUUGAGAUUCGCUGUUAAAAUGAGUGCGUAACAAUAUUUUGAAGAAAAUGUGAUCAAAAACAAUUAAAUCAUGUCGAUUUGUUGCACGUGCUUUGAAUAUUGCGAGAACGGUUAGGCGGUGCUGAGGCCGGCCUGGCAUGACGCAAAAGGAAAUAUCCAUUUUAUCCCUACACCUUUAUUCACCCCUUUACGAAAAAAACUCAAACAAGCCCUUUGUCCUUCUUCUAUCACUAAUUCUUGUAUCGAAUAUCAAAACCCAAAUGUACGAGCCAAAUAUAUCAAACGAAACAAAUAUAUUGAAUGAAAAUUUUAAUGACUUAACGAACAACACCAAUAAUGAGUUUUCAGAAGACGUUCACGAAUUUAUUGGUACAGUGAAACUGGAAAAUAUAACUAAAGAUCUAAUCACUGAUUUUAAUGCAACAAUAUCUGAAUCUAAUGAAUCAGAUAUUGGUGACGAUUUAAAAGCUAUAGAAAUAGGUGUACUUAAUAUAGAAAAUAAAGAUAAUUCAAUGGAAAAACUCAGAGUCGAUGACGUAACGAGAACUAAAAUAUUUUACGAUUUUUCGACCACAGUCAACAAGAAAGAUGACAGAAAUUUAAUUACUAAUGAAACGUUUACAGUAAAAUUCAAUUUAGAUAAAAACAAAACGACUGAGGCCAAAAUACGUGACUUAAAGAAUUAUCCGAGCGGAUCUUUUCAUCCUAUCCUAAAUCCUCCCGCUCAAAUUACGGACGUGAAUACUUCUAGUUCAACUUUUAUAAACGAAUUACCAAGAGCCACAACCAGCCGCGUCGUGUCUAUCCUCGGUCUCUUCGAGUUGUCUGUGGGAGAUACACCAAGAGUGGACGGAGCAUCAGAGCUCGCUGCUGCCAAGCUCGCAGUGGAACAUGUCAACAAAAGGAACCUACUCCCUGGGUAUAAGUUGCAUCUCAUCACCAAUGACACAAAGUGCGAUCCAGGUGUGGGCGUGGAUAGGUUCUUUCACGCCCUCUACACGGAGCGGGAGUCAAGAAUGGUCAUGCUGCUGGGGACUGCUUGUUCUGAAGUCACGGAGAGCAUCGCGAAAAUCGUACCCUAUUGGAACAUUGUACAGGUGUCCUUCGGUUCCACGUCACCAGCUCUGAGUGAUAGAUCAGAAUUUCCCCUCUUCUGCCGCACCGUCGCGCCUGAUUCCUCACAUAACCCCGCACGGAUAGCUUUCAUCAGACAAUUCGGAUGGGACACGGUGACGGCUUUCUCGCAGAACGAGGAGGUUUACUCGUUGGCUGUGAACGAGCUGGUCACGCAACUAGAAGCCGCCAAUAUCACCUGUGCCGCCUCCAUCACCUUCGCGGAGUCGGACUUCAAGGAGCAACUGCAACAGUUAAAGGAACUAGAUACAAGAAUUAUAAUCGGAAGCUUUUCUCAGGAGAUGAUACCGAAAAUAUUUUGCGAGGCUUUCCGGUUGGGGAUGUUUGGAGCGGAAUAUGCCUGGCUUGUUGCCGGCAUGCCGCCUCGCAUUAGAGGCACCGCGCCUUGCGCCAGGUCUCAGCUGGCCAGGGCCUUAGAAGGCCUCGUCACAGUCACAGCUUAUAGAGGAAUCGUGGGAGACGUGGCUUCAUUCUCUGGGUUGACAAACCAAAUGUUUCACCGUGAGAUGGAAGCCGUAGGAGUACCAGUCGCUCCGUACGCCCCACAAACCUACGACGCAGUCUGGGUCAUAGCACUAGCACUAAGCAGAGCUGAACAGCAAUGGAGUCAGGGUAUCAAUGGAACGCCUACGAACAAUAAACUGGCCCUUGACCAUUUCGACUACGACCGGAAGGACAUGGCCGAGGACUUCCUCAAUCAGUUGGAGAGUUUGAGUUUUUUGGGUGUUUCUGGACCUGUAUCGUUCAAUGGCGCAGACAGAAUCGGUACAUCAGCGUUUUAUCAAAUUCAAGGUGGUCGUCCAAAAACCGUUGCAUUAUACACCCAUGGCAGAGAAAUCUCGUGUACUGACUGCGCCAAGCCACAAUGGGCUGGUGGCAUACCCGCGGCCAGACGGGUACUCGUUCUAAGGGUCGAUUCCGUGUGGGCUCCCGCUAGACUGGCGGUGGCUACAUUGGCAGCAGCUGGCGUGGCUCUUGCGCUGGCAUUUCUGGUCUUUAAUUUACACUACAGUAAAAGAAGAUCAAUAAAACUCUCAUCUCCGAGACUGAACAACAUGACUCUGAUUGGUUGCGUGCUAGUAUAUACUGCUGUUGCGUUAUUGGGCGUCGACAAUGCCACUUUACCAUCAUACGUGCCCUUUUCUGCCAUGUGUACUGGUAGAGUGUACAUUCUGUCGGCUGGUUUUUCAUUGGCUUUUGGUUCGAUGUUUGCCAAAACGUACAGAGUUCAUCGGAUAUUUGUAAGUAACAGAAGUGGUGUCUGCAAAACGAAGCUACUCCAAGAUACGCCUCUCAUAUCCCUGGUCUGCGCUUUACUUGUGAUCGACGGCAUGAUCGUCACUCUCUGGACCAUCCUAGAUCCAAUGGAGAGACACCUGAAGAACUUGACGAUUGAGAUCAGCGCUAACGAUAGAAGCGUGAUUUAUCAACCUCAGCUAGAAGUCUGCAAGUCUCAGAACACAACGGGCUGGCUUUGCGCUUUAUACGCUUACAAGGGCCUCCUUCUCAUAGUGGGGGUGUACAUGGCUUGGGAGACCAGAAACGUUAAGAUUUCUGCCCUAAACGACUCGAAAUACAUCGGAAUCAGUGUUUAUUCUGUUGUGAUCACCAGCGCAAGUGUUGUUGUUAUAGGAACCAUAAUUUCCGAAAGAGCCACUUUGGCUUACAUCAGUAUAACUAGUUUGAUCCUUAUUACAACGACAUCAACGCUCUGUUUGCUGUUCUUGCCGAAAAUUGUCGCAAUUAGAAGGAAUAUUGAAGAAGACCCCGUCAUACAAAGCAUGGGCCUGAGGCUGGAGUGUAAAACCAGAAGGUUCGUUACGGACGAAACCCAAGAACUACAUUUCAGGAUAGAAAUACAGAAUAAAGUGUUCAGGAGAGAAGUGGCGGCGCUGGACAAAGAAAUCGGAAGACUUGAGAAACUGCUAUCAGAGCCGCUAGACUUCACUGGGUCAAACGCCUCGAUAUCCUUGCAGAGACGCUUGGAGCUCAACACAGUCGAAGAGGAAGGUAAUCUACGUUACGACGAUCGACGUACUCCAAGCAUCGGCGGUGGCCUACCCAUGCUCCUGCUGUCAGUUCUACCGCCAGUCAUACCCCGAGCAAGCUGGCCCUCAGCCGAAGCCUAUCGCGGCAGGAACUCCGUCAGUUUCAGCUCGCAACCUAAGCUCGACCAAAGGAAAUCGCAUCCAGCGAUCGACUUAUACAAUUUGUGUCUCAAUAAACGAGAACAGCCCGGCUUACUCAGAAGACUGAAAAGCUUCUUCGGCAGUAGACCUUCCAGUAGAAAGGCGUCUGCCAUAUCAAUAGCCGACCCGACAAGUCAAAGCAUCGCGGCAGCUUUGAAAAUGCACGUCGGAAUGAUCGCAGGAUUAGUUCCGGGAACCAGAAAGCACUCAAUGGUGUUAUCCUGCAACACGCUACACGUGCCGAACCCCGAGAUGAAACUGAGAAGAGAGUCUUACGCGAAAAGCGGCCCUAUCAUUCGGGUAACCGAUGACGAGCCGUCCUGCUCAAGUUACAUUCCGGAGAACAGCGUACACAUAGGGCCCCAGAAAUAUAUUGCUGAGCACGAGACCAAAGUAAACUUUGUAUUACCACCGACACAUCAAAGACCAAUGUCCCACCAGAGCUCGUAUGAAAAAAUCAAGGGCUCUCCAAGGUUUCCUCAUAGGAUAACUCCUACAGCUAGCAGCUUGACCAAUAGUCUUCUAGAUACAAGAAAAACCAGUGCCGGUAGCAUUUUGAGCGUGUCUGGCAAGGCCUUUGAUGAGCAGCGAAGGUUUAGUCAUCAGAACGUCAGCCAUCAAGAAGAUAGAGGAAAGACCCUACUAGAAAGCAGAUCGAAGUCUACAGAAGACGCAAUGCCUGGGCCUUCGACGAGGAAUGAUUAAGAACUUGAUUUAAAUGAAACUCAAUUUAACGCUCCAGUAUUUUACAAGUACCCACUUUGGUACAUAGUAUUUUUUGUAUAUUUUACACUAAUUUUUCGCGCUAGGACUGUAGUAUGAAUUGUAAAUUAAAUAAUUUAAAAUUGAAUUAGUAACUAUUUCAAUGUCUGAAGGGUAUCUAUCUGUCAAUAUUUAGAGUAGACUUAACUGAGAUUAGAACAAAAAUACAUAAUAUAAUUUGUACAUAAUAAAAAUGAAGGAAUAUUAACACCAAAAAGUAGAAAUAAACUUAUAAGUUGUAAUAAAUAUUAAUAUAUCCAGCGAGUUUGUUGUGCGGAUAAUAUUUUCUUCGUAUUUGUAAGUAAUAAAAAACGAUCUAGUAGGUUUUAUUAGUAAAUUAUGGAAUAUGAAUUUAUGUAGAUAUUAUAUUACAGACAGAAGGCGAUUUAUACAUUAAACACGCGUCUGAAUUGUAGAACAGGCGCUAUGAUUCUCUCUCUUACCAGCCAAUUAUCCCACAUGGCGGUGGGAUCAGCUUUCCUUACUUUCCUCCUCCACUUCGCUCUGUCUUCGACAUCCUCGUCAGCAACAUUGCAUUCCCUUUUGUCCUUCAGCACUACAUCCUUCCACCGUGUCUUGGGUCUACCUCUAGGUCUCCGACCGGGGAGGUCGAGCAGGAAUGCCAAAUUUCCGACGUAGUCAGGUGGCUUCCUUUUUAUAUGACCUAUGCUAUACUUAGAGCUGCUAUGAUUGUUCUACACAAACUCAGACUUUGACCUCUUGUUUCAAGCAACAAGCAACAAGGUCUAGCAACCGCUAAACACCGGGUGGACUGGAGUUUAGCAAUAUAGCCACGGAAAAAAACCCGUAAAACCACGGUUCAAACCAAGUCACGGUUUUUCUCAUAAUUUAUUUAUAUAACUGAAUUUAUUUGAUUAAUGAUGCAACGCUUAAGAAGAAAUCCAGCUUGUAUUUAUUUAUCUGAUACAUAUGAUAAGCCGAAGUGAUGAAAAAAAAUUGGGCUUUACGGGUUUUUGUGUUGAAAACUUCCAUAAAAGUUGAAGUUGUGUCUUUCUUGCUAAAAAAAUAAUAAAACAGCCGCUUUCUUUUAAAAUUUUGUCAUAGCUUUUAUAAAAUUAUAUAGCCUGUUAGCAAUUAACCAACACUGGUGUUGUUCGAAUGUUUGAAAAACAGCCACAAUCAAUGAAACCUCAAAUUUGAUACUCAUAUUAUGUAAGACAUAAAUUCCACUUUUAUUUGGCAGAGACUUUGAAAAAAAAAGACUAUUUCUAAAAAGUUUUUCUUGAUAGUUGAUAAUACUCAAGAUCAAUACCUAUAAUACUAAACGAAACAAGAAAUAAAUCAAUAAAAAGAUGUGGUGUCGUGGGACACCAGGUAGGAAUGAAGUUCCUUCGGCUAAUGUAGAAUCGACACAAUUUGCAAAAAAAAAGAAGGAGAAAGAGAAAGGUAUUAUACACUACUCACUUGUGUGUACGACUGUCGCGCCUGCGCACGUCUCAUUUAACGAUUUUAUUCCACGGACUUUUUCUUACGGUUUUACUAUCACAUUUUUUUUCAGUUCGGACGCGCCGCAAAAUCCCUAUCUCCUCCAAGCCUGCCGUAAGGAACUUCGUUCCAAUAAAAAACAGAGAAGAAAAUGAUAAUUAACUGUUAUGUCAUUAUCUUUUUACAUAUAUUAUAUGUAGAAGAUAAUAUGCAUUCACGAAUAGUACAUUAUAUACCUAAUAGUAUACGAAUAGGUACAUUAAAAUAUCUUCAACCGCCUAAUAAUUAACCCGUUUUAGUGGAAUUACAAAAAUAAUCAGCCAUAUAUAAAAUUAAGUGUUGUUUUAAGAUAGCCAAAUUUAAGUGUUGCCUACGCAAAGCAAUAAAUAAUAUUAGUAAGAAAUACCAUUUUAUUUAGUGGUCAUAUUUAGUAUACCUCUACUUUUUUUUUUACUAGAUAUUUUUAGAGUUAAGUUAGAUAUAUGGUGUGGUGUGUACUUAGUAAUAAAAUGUCGUUUAUGAAUAGAUUUUUUGAGAUUUUACCUAGUAGGAAAAAUGUAUUACGUAUUUAUUAUGUUUUCUCACAUUGAUUUCCGUUUCCUCAUAUCAGCUGCAAGGCAGGCAAGUCGUCGAACAUAUUGUAAUCCCUCACCGUCAUCUAUCCUAUCCAACCUUUUUUUCGGAUCUUGAUAUGAACACAAUGAAAAUUAUUCAAUUUAAAUUGUAUGAAAACAUUGAAAAGCGUGUUAAAAUUAAUGCCUAUUCAAACUAUCCAACAGUGUAUCGUUCAGUUUAAUUAUACUCGUUAGACAUAAUAUACAUAAUUAGGUUAUUUUAGAAAGUAAGAAAUAACCAGUCGAUUAAAUAAAUAAAUUAUGUAAUUA